Molecule: messenger RNA, 1550 nt
Organism: Aphanomyces astaci
Lineage: Eukaryota; Oomycota; Saprolegniomycetes; Saprolegniales; Verrucalvaceae
Exons: 2
Coding region: 9-1529 (506 amino acids)
Molecular function (GO): ATP binding; ATP hydrolysis activity
Source: RefSeq, a predicted model, not a curated record
GUGGCGACAUGUCGAGCAGUACGAAUCGGCGCCUCGCCGCGUGGAGUGGCCAAGGAUACCUUCCAUUGAACACGAUUCACGACUUGAGCUCCAAGGAUGCAUCAAGAUGCAGUCGCUUAUCCAAUGGCACGUCACGGCUGCUUUGUUUGUCGCUGUGCGUCGACAAAGAAGAUGCAAUCCUCGAACCAGCACUGAAUGUGCCUCCAUGGAUGUUGUCCGCCCUGAACGUUGGCAACGGUGGAUCCGUCACUUGCGAAUCGAUCGACGAUUCGUCACUGAGCUCCAUCAGCCAUCUGGAAGUUGAACUGGUGUCUCCAUUUCCUCGAAUCCUGGUGCAGAGCAAGAAGCGAACGGCCGUGCCGCAGGUUGUUCGCGACCGCAAGCUCAACUUUGACAAAGCCGUCCUUCGACAACUGACCCAUGCCGCGCCAGACCACUUGUUUUCCAUCGCAAUCAUGGGGCAAUUGUACAUUGGGCGCGUCGUGGCAGCUCUCGACGAUUCCCGCCAGCCCCUGCCGAUCGGAGCCAUCACACCGUCCACCACCGUGUUCCACCACAUCGACGCUCCAUCCUCCUCUUCUUCGUCGUCUUUGACGUCUACCCUCGAUUGGAAGGCAGCAUGGGACGCGUUCCCGUGGCACGAACGCAUGCUGCAGGCCGGUCUUGCCGGAUACGAUCACCUCGUGGACCAGCUCGUGUUGCAUAUCCGGCUGGCCUUGUCCCAGGACCACCCUGCCAUCACGGCGCGCGGGAUCCUAGUGCAAGGCGUGGGUGGCGUCGGCAAGUCGCUCCUUCUGCAAGCGCUGCGGCAACAAUUGACCGACUUGCAUGUUCCCGUGGUGCUGACCGACGGCCAUACCCUUCGCCUCGAAGCAGACAUGAGCACCGCGUUUCCAUCGCCUUCGGCCUUCUUGGCGCACCACCUCCGCCUCUUGGACGACGACGCGGCUGGUUGUGGCGUGUUUCUCGUCGACAACGUCGACGCGCUGGUCGAAGACGACGGACACCUCACACCACUAGGGCGGAGUUUGCUGCAGGUGCUGGACACGUGGACAGAGCGUGGCCGGGCGUUGGCAAUCGUUGCGACAUCGUCCAUGAAACCGCUGCCGACGUCCAUGACGCGCACGGGUCGACUGGAGCGCCUGUAUCGCAUGGAAGUGCCGACGGAAGCCAUGCGAUUGGCCAUUGCCGACCGAUUCCUGGCCGACACGGCGCUCGCGGCGGCGCUGGCUGGCGCCACGGGCGGAUAUGUAGGCAAGGACUUGUGCAAGAUCGUGCGGCAUGCCACUGCCAUGGCCAAGUUGAACCACCUCAACGCCCCCACGUGGUUGGAUCUGUUAAAGGCCCAAGGGAAUACGCCGCCGUCGCAAUUGCAAGACUUGAAUGUCCAACGUCCACAUGUGGAGACAUCGUGGGAUGAAUUCGCCGGCUACGAUGCCCUAAAAAGUCGCCUUGUGGAGCUACUGUCGUACCGGUUUGACCAAAAAGGGAUGUUUGAGGUACGGAAUGAUCAAAGAGGGUGUAUCUAAAGUAUUGUGUGCUUUCGAGUG